Molecule: messenger RNA, 1825 nt
Organism: Ciona intestinalis (vase tunicate)
Lineage: Eukaryota; Metazoa; Chordata; Ascidiacea; Phlebobranchia; Cionidae
Source: RefSeq, a predicted model, not a curated record
UUUGUUUACCAAUAUGAGUCAACCAGCGAAAACACGGUGCGCCUUUUGCUAUUCGAUUCGUGAUACCGCCGUUGUAGAUACGCUGCUAUGCUGUUACCGGAUUAUUUAGAAUUCAGCUUAAGUUUGUACAGUAUUGGAGCGGUUUGUGUGGUAGUGUUUUUGUACAAGUCUCGAAAGUUAAUUGGUAGAUUUUUGAAAGAAAGGCGCAUACGCAAAGAGCUCACGAAGGAAAUUGAUGGCCCGCAGCCACAUUGGUUGUUUGGUCACCUAAAUCUGGUUCAACCAAAUGAAGAAACUAUCCUCAAAACAUGCGAACAGACACAAAAAUACCCGAAACUUGGAAUGGUGUGGUUUGGUCCAGCAUUAGCGUACUUGAUGGUAUUUCAUCCGCAUGUAGUGCGACCUGUACUGAACGUUGAACACCCGAAGGACAACUUGGCGUACAGAUUCAUCAAACCAUGGAUUGGCGACGGAUUGCUGGUUAGCCACGGCAGUAAGUGGCGAAGAAACCGCCAUCUACUUACUAAAGCUUUUCAUUUCGACAUAUUAAAACAGUACACUAAAGUUUUCGAUGCAUGCUGCAAAACAAUGUUAGAAAAGUGGUCGCGGAAAUGUGACGGUUCUACGGUAGAAGUGUUUAGGCCAGUUAGUCUGAUGACCCUGGACAGUAUGCUGCAGUGUGCAAUAUCGUGUGAAACAGAAUGCCAACAAGAAGGGAACAGCAACGCUUAUACAGACGCGGUAUUCACCCUAACCACAACUGCUAUGAAACGAAUUUUCAAUCCAUUUUGUCACGUUGACUGGAUUUUUGCCAUGACAAAAAGUGGGCGGCAGUUUAAAGCGGCGGCCAAACUUAUUCACGAAUUUGAUGAAAAGGUAAUUCGGGAACGCCGUCAGGAAAACAAAAAGAUUUUAGGUAGAAGUGACGACGAAGAUCUCACGCAAGAAGAUUUGGAAAAGAUUACUUCUUGGCGAAAAUCAGAUGGAAGAUACUUGGACUUUCUGGAUAUGUUGAUUUUGACAAGGGAUGAUGAUGGGAAAGGUUUAACUGAGCGCGAAAUACGGGACGAAGUAGACACUUUUCUGUUUGAAGGUCACGACACUACGGCUAGCGGCAUUGCUUGGUCAUUAUAUUGUCUUGCAGCUAAUGAGGAAUAUCAAGAAAAAUGUAGGGAAGAAAUUGAACAAGUUGUGGGAUCAAAAGAUGCCUUGGAAUGGCAAGAUCUAUCAAAGCUGCCGUUCGUUACGAUGUUUAUAAAAGAAGUACUUCGACUUUAUCCACCGGUGUUUGCAGUUGCGAGAAGAACUGAACAACCGGUUAAAUUUCCGCGAGGAUUUGGUGGUGAUCAAUUCAACGUCGGCGAUGAACAGCUUCCUAAAUCCGACUGCAGCAGAGUGGUGGACGCACCUUUAAACAUCGGAAUUCCGAUCAUGACGCUUCAUCGUAACGAACAAGUUUGGGAAGACGCGAAGGUUUUUGACCCGUACAGAUUUUCGACCGAAAACUGCGCCAAGCGAUCUCCGUACGCUUACCUACCGUUCUCUGCAGGCCCGAGGAACUGUAUCGGACAAAAUUUCGCCAUGGCUGAGCUAAAGACUGUACUGGUACGCACGCUGUUGAAGUACAAAUUGUACGUGGACAACCAAUGUCCUGAUCCGAAAAUGUCGCCGAUGAUUGUCCUUAAAUCACUUAAUGGAAUCCACAUCAAGUUAAAGAAGAUCUGAAGUUUUUACACCGAAAGUCAAAGCAAAAACAUUUUUGCUCUAUUUUAUGCUGUGCUGUUAAGUAAUCAAAUGUUUCGCAAAAAAAUACUGAAUGAUUCAA